Messenger RNA from Drosophila serrata, 2363 nucleotides. RefSeq names its product sodium/potassium/calcium exchanger zydeco (gene zyd). Gene Ontology annotation, biological process: intracellular calcium ion homeostasis; calcium ion transmembrane transport. Gene Ontology annotation, molecular function: calcium, potassium:sodium antiporter activity; calcium channel activity. The record is from RefSeq and is a predicted model, not a curated record. Gene Ontology annotation, cellular component: plasma membrane. Lineage: Eukaryota; Metazoa; Arthropoda; Insecta; Diptera; Drosophilidae.
AAGAAACUAAAAGCAAAAAAAGGGGAAGCUGGAGAAACGCGAAAAGAAACGGCACAAGGCGAAGAGGAAGGAAAAGAGAAAAAAUCAACACCAUUGAAGUGGGGAAUUUGAGAUUUGAGAUUGCGCUUCAUACAACGGCGCAUCGCAGUUUACGAGUGUCCAUCACCACUACAACACCGAACACCGUGCAGCAAUGGAAGACUAUUGGGGUCUUAGCAGCACUACGGAUAUAAAUUGCACACAGCCCGCCAUCGAUGACUUCCCCAGAGACCUGUUCUCGGAGGCGCAAAGACAGUCCGGUGCUGUUGUACUUCAUGUUAUAGCCAGUUUAUAUUUAUUUGUAGCCUUAGCCGUAGUGUGUGAUGAGUACUUUGUGCCAGCAGUUGAGAAAAUAUGUGCAGCACUCAACAUGUCCAACGAUGUGGCGGGGGCCACGUUCAUGGCCGCGGCCACCUCUGCCCCGGAGCUGUUUGUGAACGUGAUAGGCACCUUUAUCACAGAGGGUGACAUCGGUGUGGGCACCAUUGUGGGUUCGGCGGUCUUUAAUAUCCUGGCUGUGGCCGCCUGUUGCGGCAUUGGAGCUGGCAUGACUAUACCCCUGGAUUGGUGGCCAUUGACGCGGGAUAGCAUUGCCUAUGGUGUCACAGUCGCCAUUCUCAUUUGUGUGAUGCAUGACGAGCGUGUUGAAUGGUAUGAGGCCUUGAUAUUGGUCUCUCUCUAUGCCGUCUAUCUGGCGGUCAUGUAUUUCGAUAAAUCAUUCCAAAAGUGUGCUAAAGGUGGCGUGAAGCAGGCGCGUUCGCGCAGCCGGUCCUCCAACUGCAGCAUACACACAAAGAACAGCAAUGAGAAGGAACCAGAACUUGUGGAGAAUCGCAUUUGCCAGAAUAUGGCCAGCAUUCAGUUAAACGGAGGACUCAAUAAUGAUCAGGCCAAGGCUGCUGGUACUCCUGGUGGCACCACUACCACCUCGAUAAGCACUAUUACAACAACGACUACAACAAUGACAACAACUACAACAACACGCACACCAAGUGGCGAUGGAGGAGGAACUGGUGGUGGUGGAGCCAUCAUUGCCCAAAUGGCACCAUUAGAUGGAGCUGAGGCAGAGGCACAGCCGGCGGCUGCUGCUGCUGCUGGUGAGGAUCGCGAAGAGGAGGGCUAUUCCCUGCUCACCUAUCCCAAGGACAAGAGCUGCUUUGCCCAGUUCACCUGGCUAAUAAUCUGGCCAAUUCACCUGCUUUUCCGCAUCGCCAUACCUGACUGCAAGAAGGCCAAGAAUAACAAGAUCUUCCCCCUGACCUUUAUAAUGUGCAUUGUUUGGAUCGGUUCGUUGUCCUAUGUGGUGGCGUGGAUGAUAACUAUAAUUGGUGACACACUGAAGAUACCCGAUUCUGUAAUGGGUAUUACCUUCCUGGCGGCUGGAACUAGUGUUCCCGAAGCGGUAUCCAGUGUGAUUGUGGCAAAGCGCGGACAUGGAUCGAUGGGUAUUUGCAAUUCGAUUGGUUCGAACACCUUCGAUAUCCUGCUCUGCCUGGGCGUCCCCUGGCUCAUCAAGGCCGUCUUCUUUCCCAUACAGCCGGGCCAGAAUUAUGUGGCCAUCAAUUCGGCCGGAUUGGAGUAUUCGGCGAUUACACUGUUAUCAACGCUAUUUCUGCUCUACCUGACCUUCUCCACGAACAAGUUCAAGCUGGACAAGAAGGUGGGCACCGCCUGUCUGGUAAUGUACCUGGUCUUCAUGGUCUUUGCCUCCCUCAUCGAACUCAAUGUGUUCUUCCGGGUCAAUCUGCCCACCUGUGGUCGAUCAUGAGCAUGAGGUUAGAUACGAUUGUGGGAUUGAUGAUCCCAAAUGGAGAAGAGGAGGAAUGGAGUUGAAGAGAUGACAUAAGGACGACAAAGCAUGACGUAUGAUGAAUGUACGAUGUACGAUGUACGAUGUAGGAUGGAUGAAUGGCGCAAAAGGGAGGCAGCCAGUCAACAACAAGAACAACAAACAAACAAAAAAAAAUAAAAAUAAAUAAAAUAUAAAAUAGAAAGCUAGCUGGUUGGAAGUCCCGGAGUGCAGUCGUUUAAUUAAUUAAUAUGUAUUUUCUGUUCUAUUCUAUCUACCUUGAUAGUUGAGUUACGUUAUACGUUAUGCUGUUAUUGUAAUAAUACUUUUUUUUUAUUAUUAUUAUUAUUAUUAAAGUAGACUCUUUCACGACCUUCGGUUGCUCUACGCAACGAAAACCAAAAGACAAAUGCAAAUAGUUGAUGAGGAGAAAAGAUAAAAGCGGUGAAUAAAUGGAGCGAAGGGGAGAAAACCUAAAAACCAAAAAUCAAAACCAAAAACCAAACAAAUUCAAUAAUGUAUUUAUAUGAUUAAU